AUGGCCUCUUACACUGCUUACAGUGGCUACGGUAAGCCGCCUCAAUCUUAUGUGGGCUCUGCCUAUACUGGCUAUGAUGAGAAGCAGCCACAGACCUAUGCAGAAUAUGAAGACUCUGUGUUGGCAGAAAAAAAUAGAAUUGAGAGAAAGAAACGUCGGGAAGCUAUCUGUUGUGAGGUAGUGGCCCUCAUCAUCGGUUUCAUUGGACUAAUCGGAGUGGCAGCUGUGACGGGUCUGCCUAUGUGGAAAGUAACAGCCUUCAUUGAGGAGAACAUCAUUGUCAUGGAGACCCGCUGGGAAGGAUUGUGGAUGAACUGCUACAGACAAGCCAACAUCAGGAUGCAGUGUAAGGUGUAUGACUCCCUGCUGUUUCUGCCCGCAGACCUUCAGGCUGCUAGAGGUCUGAUGUGCAGCUCUGUGGCCUUGAGCACCUUCGCCCUCAUUGUUUCAGCAGUGGGGAUGAAAUGUACCAAAGUGGUAGACCAUCGGGCUCGCACAAAGCAUAUCGUUCUUGUGGCAGGGGGCUGUCUGUUUCUGAUGGCAUGUAUUACUACUCUUAUCCCUGUGUCCUGGACCGGCCAUGUCAUCAUCAGGGAUUUCUACAACCCUCUGCUCAUCGACGCCCAGCGAAGGGAGCUCGGGGAGGCUCUUUACAUCGGCUGGGUGACCUCAGCUUUCCUUUUCACUGCCGGAGUGAUCCUGCUCUGCCGUCACGCUCCACGCACCCAGGAUUCAGAAGAGAGGAUUGUAUACAACCCUGGGGUAAAUCUCUACCAACCUGCAUAUGCGUACCAACCGUACAGCUAUCAGCCGGCAUACACCUACCAACCUGCCUACUCUGCACCCCCACCAGGAUCUGUAGCAUACACACCGAGUCACUACUAG
This is a messenger RNA of Scomber japonicus (chub mackerel), 885 nucleotides long. Its product is annotated as claudin-8-like. Gene Ontology annotation, cellular component: bicellular tight junction; plasma membrane. The transcript has a single exon. The record is from RefSeq and is a predicted model, not a curated record. The coding region runs from base 1 to 885 and encodes 294 amino acids. Lineage: Eukaryota; Metazoa; Chordata; Actinopteri; Scombriformes; Scombridae. Gene Ontology annotation, molecular function: structural molecule activity. Gene Ontology annotation, biological process: bicellular tight junction assembly; cell adhesion.